This is a messenger RNA of Dermacentor albipictus, 1174 nucleotides long. RefSeq names its product COP9 signalosome subunit 7 (gene CSN7). The record is from RefSeq and is a predicted model, not a curated record. Lineage: Eukaryota; Metazoa; Arthropoda; Arachnida; Ixodida; Ixodidae. Gene Ontology annotation, cellular component: COP9 signalosome. Gene Ontology annotation, biological process: COP9 signalosome assembly.
CCUUGCUGGCUGAUUCCGUUUGUACUUUAUAUCUGGGUUGAAUAGACUAGAAGCUGUCUAUAUAGUUGAAGAUUGUGUAGCACCCUUUUAAAGCUGUCUUUUGCAGCUCUAGCUUUUCUUAUAUAACCAUAUUUAUCAAUAGUGUGGUUUGGCAGCCAUGGGUGAGAACAAAACCGCCGCCGCCACCACUACCGUGAUGCAGUCAUCUCAGCUGGAACAGUACCUUCUCUUGGCCAAGACAGCGAAAGGCGCCGCAGCCGCCGAACUCAUCAAGCAGGUCACAGAAGCCCCUGGCGUUCAUGUCUUUGGAGAAUUACUCGACAUGCCCAAUAUUCAGGAGCUGGCAAAUGGUCCCCACAGCAGCUACCUAAACCUUCUCAACUUGUUUGCAUUUGGGACCUAUGCAACAUACCAUGAGAACAAAUCUCAAUUUCCACCAUUAACACCAGCUAUGAUUACAAAAUUAAGGCACCUCACAAUAGUGUCUUUAGCAACAAAAACAAAGUGCAUCCCAUACUCCACGUUGCUAAAAGAACUUGACAUGAAAAACUUGCGGGAGUUGGAAGAUCUGAUCAUCGAUGUGAUUUACGCGGACGUGGUGCGAGGGAAAUUGGACCAGAAGAACAAUCAGCUGGAAGUGGACUACACCAUUGGCAGGGACAUCCGUCCGGAGGACGUCAGCACCAUAAUCCGAGUGCUCCAAGAAUGGUGCACAAGCUGCGAGACUGUAGUGAACAGCAUUGAGUGCCAGAUUGCCCGUGCUAAUGCCAUGAAGGACUCCCACAUGAAACUGAAGCAGCACAUUGACAAUGAGGUUGCAAACAUAAAGAAAAACCUGAAGGUACAAUCACAAGAUGUGGACGACCAGAUGGGUGCUGAUGGCCGGGAGGACAGCCACAUGGACAAGCCGGGCAAGAAGGCAUCCAAGAGCAAAGGGUGAGGUACGCAAGGAGAAAACUGGACUGCAAGUUCCUGCACAAGUUGCAUUGUGGACAAGCCACAAAGCAGUUCCAGACAGAGAAACUACAGUUAUUCUGCAGGAAGCAGUGCAUUGUCAUUGUGUCCAGCUACUGAAAUGGCAGCAUUAUUUUUUGGAACUGGACUCUGGGAUGGCAUCUGACUUGACUGCACGAGACCGAAGAAGCACGAAAGAAGAAAUUGUGGUCUUGACGCA